Molecule: messenger RNA, 1612 nt
Organism: Mycetomoellerius zeteki
Lineage: Eukaryota; Metazoa; Arthropoda; Insecta; Hymenoptera; Formicidae
Product: CD63 antigen
Exons: 5
Coding region: 271-1002 (243 amino acids)
Cellular component (GO): plasma membrane
Source: RefSeq, a predicted model, not a curated record
UAUUGCAUACGUGUGUUCCUCUCUCGGCAUAUGCACAUCGGCGCCACCCGUCGGAACGCGACGAGGAACCUUUUUUCGCGGAGUUUUUCGUCGCUCCCAAGACGCGCAGUAUCGCUCGCGACUUGCCCUUGAUAGCAGAUUGUCUGUGCGUGUGAAAGAAUUCCGCGAGAGAGAGAGAGGGAAAGAGAGAGGGAGAGAGAGAGAGAGAGAAGGAACCGCGUGUGCGUAAUCACAUAUAAUUCGUAAAUUAUAACCGACAGUUCCGCGGCAAUGGCGAUGACGAAGUUGAGUCUGGCGCCGAAGACCAUCAAGUAUUUGAUGUUCAUUUUCAACCUGUUCUUUGUGAUUACAGGAAUAGUGUUGCUAUCCAUCGGUGCGGUUAUCCAUGGAGUGUACCAUCAAUAUCAACAUUUCCUUGACAACAAUUUCUUCUCCGUACCUUCUCUUCUCGUAGCCGUGGGCUCCAUUAUUUUUAUCAUCGCUUUCUUCGGAUGCUGCGGAGCCGUUCGUGAAAGUUAUUGCAUGAUUAUAACGUUCUGCACACUUCUGGCUGCGAUUUUCUUGCUGGAGAUCAUAGGCGGCAUAAUGGGAUAUGUGAUGAGGGCACAGGUUGCGUCGAUCGCUCAGCAUAAGAUGCUCGACACGAUGCCCCAAUACAACAAUAGCCACGAGAUCCAAUUCGUCUGGGACAAUCUACAACGAGACUUUCAUUGCUGUGGUACGAUCAAUGCCACCGACUGGUUGACGAAUACAACGAAUCUGUCAGGUAUUCCGAUGUCGUGCUGUGAUGAUACGAUAGGUGCUAUCGGCACGUCGAAUUGCACCCUAUCAUCGAAGAGUCUGCAUGGGGUGGGCUGCAUACACGCCUUCGCGAAAUUCGCAGAGACACACGCGGCCAAGAUAGCAGGUGUUGGAAUAGGCCUUGGUGUAAUUCAGCUGAUAGGAAUUCUCUUGUCGUCCUACUUGGCUAAAUCGAUCAAGAAUUGUUACCAUACUAUGUAGAGUGCCAUGCGAACAUCAAACGCACCGGAAGCAGCCUUCAUAUAGAUGAUAGCCGAACAGGAUUGCCAUUAGGAUGCGAAACUGCGUGUAUUUGAUCUGAUAUAUUGAUCUGAUAUAUUGUACGAACACAUUAUUUGUUUUUGUAUAAAAGGAUGGUAAAUUAUUUUUGCUACAUGCUAUAUUUCACAUCGCGUUAUAAAAAAGCGUGUGUAUUUUUAAUAAAACUUUUACAUCGCUAAAUGUUUUCGCGACAAUGCGUUUAGUAUUCUUGAUUAAAAUGCGUCGUUAAUUAAAUUCGCAUUCUCUUAUAUUUACACAGGAAUGAAUUACACAGAAUAAGCAAUCACAUAUUUUACAAGAAAAUCUCUUUUUAUCUGCAAUAAACUUUUUUCACAUAAGCCUUUGCAAAACAUGUAAAUUUCUAACCAAAAAAAAUUUGAGCAUUGCGCGUGUCCGACAAUCAUCAAGCACGCACGUCACACUACACACGCACACACACGCGUACCGAGAGACAUGAAAUUAACUUAAUUGUCACAUGAGUCAUUUUUGUCGCGUUGUUUUGCCCACGUGUAAACGUGGCAACGAACACGAGAACGAAUGUCUCUUUCCA